This is a messenger RNA of Asterias rubens (European starfish), 1303 nucleotides long. RefSeq lists its product as uncharacterized. The transcript is spliced from 3 exons. The record is from RefSeq and is a predicted model, not a curated record. Lineage: Eukaryota; Metazoa; Echinodermata; Asteroidea; Forcipulatida; Asteriidae. Bases 245 to 757 code for a protein of 170 amino acids.
AAUCAGGCGCGUGUAGUAGCCAGCUUUCUGUUGUUGGGGAGGUCCAUGGAGAGGAAGCUAUGGGCCUCCUGUGGAAGGAGAGGAGGUGCUAAAAUGUUGUUGAAGAUGAACGUCAAAUUUAUGCGUUCUCGCCUCGGCGAACCUAUAAAUACCGGGCCCCAUCUCUAGCAGCUGGCACAUUUUCAGACACCGGCCUCAGUACAGGACCACUAUUGCCAUCAACCACUAACUAAAUUACAACAAGAUGCAUUUUGGAAACUUCUCUGGUGGAGCUUGGGCCAUCCUGGUCGCUGCCUUGAUUGUCUGCACUGAAGCUGAUCGAAAAACGUGUUUCUGUGAUCUUCGGUACAGCACUUCUCGUCUCGUCACCGGGGAUAGCAUCGACAGCCUCCCCGUUCUCUAUGACCUCCCAAACCCCUCCUACACCAACUGGCUGAGCGUAGGCUGCAAACGGGUCAACGGGAACUGCCCCAACGAUUGCCUCAACCGAGCCCACGUAUGGCUCGGAACCGCAGCCAACCCGAGUAGCCACUUCACCAGUGGGUCCGGUCCGAACGCCUGUGAGAUCGUCAGGCGUAACGCCCCACCCAGCAACAAGAUCUACGUGUACGCUUCGUACGACCCCAGUGUCUGUGGUGGAAGGUCGUGGCAGUACAUCACUGAACUCUGCUGCUGGGCGAUAUCAUUCCCUGGUUAUAGCCCUGUGUAUUUGCACAAUCCAAUGUGUGCGCAGGAUUGCUCGCCUAUGGGAUGUUAAUCUGUGUCGUCUGUCAUAAGUUGUGAGUUUUAGGACAUGCAUUCUGAAAGUAGAAAAUAAAAUCUCUUGGAAUACACCGCAUUUCAUAAUAAGCUGUUUCUGCUUGGGAAAAGAUGUGGCUCUGAAAAUAUCCAGUUGGUUUGUAAAAUGUUGUUCUGAAAGACUACGUGGUUGAUUCUAUUGUAAAGGUAUACAGCGCUGGUGACAUGAACAAAACAUCAGUCAUCUCUUUAAAUAAUGAAACCACUUCCAUUUAAAAAAUGUGUGUUAAUAAAAGUUCACAUCUACAUAUUAUUUUACUAAAUUAAACAAUCAGUCAAUUAACUUAAUCAAUCAAUCAUUAACUCGUUUCAAAAGGCUAGGGAUCAUUUCAUGAAUUCACACACUUCUUGUUGUAUCUUGUUGACUUGUAUGUUAUCAUAAUCCUUAAACAAUUAAUCUCCUAAACUUAAAAACAUUACACAGUUAAAGUUUAUUCAUAAAUACCUCAGACAGUUACGCUAUUCCUAUUGGUGGAGAGCGCGUCACGUGGGUGUGUAUAAACCU